AUGACACUGGUGCAAAAGUUGCAAAAUCAGCUACCACCACUAGUUGAGCCACCGCCGGUGGUGGUGGAGCCAAGCCACUCCACUCGCCGAUCAAUCGAGACACUGGUGGUUGUGGUGGCAGUGAUCAUAAUAGUUGGUGUUAUUGCAGGGAUCAUUGCUCGGGUAUGCGGGGGACGACAUUUUGGGGGCACCGGAGAGAAUGACAUAGAAGGAUGGGUAGAAAGGAAGUGUAGGAGCUGCAUUGACGGUGGAGUUCCGGCACCGCCGCCACCAGCAGAACCGAAGCCAACAACAGAAGCAGAAAAGAAAUGAGGGUAGAUGGCGAUACAUAUAGGAGAUUAUUAGGUGUUGCAAAGUAGGAUCAUUAAACAGAAUGCAAAACAUGGUGAUAGCUUCAGCAAUUAGCAGUCAGGUUUGAG
Molecule: messenger RNA, 419 nt
Organism: Ilex paraguariensis (yerba mate)
Lineage: Eukaryota; Viridiplantae; Streptophyta; Magnoliopsida; Aquifoliales; Aquifoliaceae
Source: the annotation of a GenBank genome assembly